AUGGCGUGUGACGUCUCUCUCUCUCUCUCUCUCUCUCUCUCUCUCUUCCCUCUCUUUCGCUUUCUUUCUUUCUUUCUUUCUUUUCUCUUUCUCUCAACAUCAGUUCUGUUUAACUUUAUUUCAAGUGUGAGGUCUUUCUUUUUCUCUCUCUCUCUUUCUUUCUCACUCUCUCUCUUUCUUUCUCUCUCACUUUCUUUCUCUCUCUCUCGGUGUGAAAAACUUCUCUUUCUCUCUCUCUCUCUCUCUCUUUCUCUCUCUCUUAUGCUAUCUCUUUCUCUCUCUCAUUUUCUCUCAGGGUUAUUUUCUUUCUCUCUCUCUCUCUCUCUCUCUCUCUGUUUCUCUCUUAGAUCUUCCUCUAUCUCUUUCUUUCCCUCUCUUUCUUUCCCUCUCUCUAUCAAGAUUAGUUGUUCUGUUUUACUUUAUUUGCUUAGGACGUGUGGUCUUUCUUUCGCUUUCUCUCUCUUUCUUUCUUUCUUUCUUUCUCUUUCCCCCUCAUUUUCUUUCUCUCUUUUUUUUUCUCUCUCUCUCUCUUCUUGCUCUCUCUCUUUCUUUCCCUCUCUUUCUCUCUCUCUCUCAAGAUUAGUUGUUCUGUUUUACUUUAUUUGCUUAAGACGUGUGGUUUUUCUUUCUCUUUCUCUCUCUUUCAUUCUUUCUCUUUCCUCCUCAUUUUUCUCUCUCUUUCUUUUUUUCUCUCUCUCUUCUUGCUCUCUCUCUUUCUUUCCCUCUCUUUCUCUCUCUCUCUCUCUCUCAAGAUUAGUUGUUCUGUUUUACUUUAUUUGCUUCAGACGUGUGGUCUUUCUUUCUCUCUCUCUUUCUUUCUUUCUUUCUUUCUUUCUUUCUCUUUUUCUCUCCCCCUCAUUUUCUUUCUCUCUCUUUCUUUUUCUCUCUCUCUUCUUGUUCUCUCUCGUUCUUUCCCUCUCUUUCUUUCUCUCUCUUUUUAGUUGUUCUGUUUCUUUAUUUGCUCAAGACGUGUGGUUAGUUGUCUUUUCUUUCUGUUUCUCUCUCUUUUUUCUUUCAUUCUCUUUCUCUCUACCCCUCAUUUUCUUUCUCUCUCUUUCUUUUUUUCUCUCUCUUCUUGUUCUCUCUCGUUCUUUCCCUCUCUUUCUUUCUCUCUCUCUCUCUUUCUCUUUCUCAAGAUUAGUUGUUCUGUUUUACUUUAUUUGUUUCAGACUCUUUCUUUUCUUUUUUUCUCUCUCUUUCUUUCUUUCUUUCAUUCUUUAUUUCUCUCCCCAUUUUCUUUCUCUCUCUUUCUUUUUCUCUCUCUCUUCUUGUUCUCUCUCUUUCUUUCCCUCACUUUCUCUCUCUCUCUCAAGAUUAGUUGUUCUGUUUUACUUUAUUUGCUUAAGACGUGUGGUCUUUCUUUCUCUUUUCUCUCUCUCUCUCUCUCUCUCUCUCUCUCUCUCUCUCUCAAGGUUAGUUCUUCUGUUUACCGAUAUUUGCUAUAGGUGUGAAGUCUUUCUUUUCUAUCCCGCUCUUUCUUUGUCUUUCUUUCUUUCUUUCUUUCUUUCUUUCUUUCUUUCUUUCUUUCUUUCUUUCUUUCUCCCCCCUCCUCUCUCUCUCUCUCUCUCUCUCUCUUGCUUUUUCUCUCUAUUUCUCCCUCUCCCAAGGUUAGUUCUGUUUACCGAGAUUUGCUUCAGGUAUGAAGUCUUUCUUUCUCUUUCUCUGCCUGCCUUUUUUUCCCUCUCUCUUUCUUUCUCUCUUAAUUCUGAGGCCUUUCUUUUUCUUUCUCUCUUUCUAUCUCUCUUUUUUUCUAUUUCUUUAUCUCUCUCUCUCGCUAUUUCUCUUUCUCUCUCUCUCUCUCUCUCUCACACACACACACAGUCUUUUUUUCUAACUUUCUCUCUGUCUUUCUUUCUCACUCUUUCUUUCUCUCUCCUUCUCUUUCUUGCCAUCUCACUCUCUCUUUCUCUCUCUAACUCCCCCCCCCUCUCUCUCUCUCUCUCUCUCAAUGUUAGUUGUUCUGCUGAAUUUUAUUUGCUUCAGGCAGGAGGUGUCAUAAACGAAUACAUUAGGGAUGGGAUGGGACGUUCCGGCGUAGCCCAUUUGGCGCGGCCGAUUCGGCGUGGCCGAUUCGGCGUGGACGAUUCGAUGUGGCCGAUUCGGCGUAAGUCAAAUUUGUUCACUCUAUCGAUCUCUCUCUCUCUCUCUCUCUCUCUCUGUCGAUCUCUCUCUCCAUCUCUCUCUCUCUAUCGAUCUCUCUCUCUCCCUCUAUCAAUCUCUCUCUAUCGAUCUCUCUCUAUCGAUCUUUCUCUCUCUCUCUCUUUUGGUUUCGUGUUUCGUUCCUUCUGGAGGCAGCCAUUAUUUUUUUGGUCCGAAACUUUUUAA
This is a messenger RNA of Acanthosepion pharaonis, 2325 nucleotides long. NCBI's taxonomy places the organism in Eukaryota, Metazoa, Mollusca, Cephalopoda, Sepiida, Sepiidae. The record is from the annotation of a GenBank genome assembly.